This is a messenger RNA of Wyeomyia smithii (pitcher-plant mosquito), 1638 nucleotides long. Its product is annotated as flexible cuticle protein 12-like. Gene Ontology annotation, cellular component: chitin-based extracellular matrix. NCBI's taxonomy places the organism in Eukaryota, Metazoa, Arthropoda, Insecta, Diptera, Culicidae. The record is from RefSeq and is a predicted model, not a curated record. The transcript has a single exon. The coding region runs from base 89 to 403 and encodes 104 amino acids. Gene Ontology annotation, molecular function: structural constituent of chitin-based larval cuticle.
UCCCGUAAACGUUAGAAGUCAGCUAGUCAGCCGGUAUCAGCAAGUUGCACCACACGCAAUACGCAUUGUUAACACCAAAUCCACCAAGAUGAAAUUCCUGAUUGCCCUCGCUGCCAUUGUUGCUGUCGCCAUGGCCGCCCCCGCCGGUGAAGGCGAUGCUACCAUCGUCAAGUAUGAAAACGAUUUCAAGGGUUCCGAUGGUUACAACGUGGUCUACGAAACCAGCAACGGUAUCUCCGGUGCCGAGCAGGCCCAGCUGAAAACCUUCGCCGAUGACGUUGCCGCCAUCGUGGUCAAGGGAUCUUACUCGUACACCGGUACUGACGGACAGGUUUACUCCAUCACCUAUAUUGCCGAUGAGAAAGGAUUCCAGCCGGAAGGUGCCCAUCUGCCGAAAGUGUAAAUAAUGUGGCUCCGAGAGAAUAGCGUGGUGCCGUGCAUGAAAAAUUUUGUGCUCAUGAAAAAUAGUUCCCUACCUUAUCAUAAAACAGGUUACUUUAACCUAUUCGGAUGAAAUUCAGCUGUACUGAUGCAGAGAAUUGUGCUCGACUAUUCACAAGUUAUUCGUUGAUUAAAUUCAAAUUCUUCCAUAAAAGGCUCCGCGUUGGACCAAAGGAAUAAUUCCACUAGUCGACAAAAUGAAAAAAGUGCAUUCCAAAAGCUCAAAUCGGAAAAAAAAAUGAAAGAUUUGGUGCCUCUAGCCAUUACCAAAACGCGUCAACUUACGUGAGAGUGUUGUACAGAAAUUACUCGCCGGGUUCAUCGCUUUAACGUUAUGUUUACGAGGAAACUUAUUUAUGUCUCUAAAAAAUAACUGUAAUGGCUAAGGACACCAAAAUUCACAGGAAUGGUUGAAUGGCUAUAUUCUUUCAUUUUUUUCAGUUUGAGCUUUUGGAGUGCUCCUGACUCGACCAGUGUUAUUUAUUUUUUUGUAAUUGUUAUGAUUUGACUUUUCAUUAAACAGAGGUAUCAAAAAGAUUAAAAUCCAUCAAGAUGAGAACACCCCUAUUCAACGUAAAUCGUAUUUCACUAAAUUGAACAUUUCAGUUCUUCUAACGCUUUUUUCUCCGUUUGAUGAUUUCACAGAUGGGACUGAUAUGCGUUUCACGGCAGGGGACAUGAGUAAAUUUUUUUCCUCAAGAGUAUUCAUUUCAAAAUGUUCAAAAAAAUUCUAAUCAACUAAUAGACAACUUAUUUCGAGAAAAUCUGAGAUUAUUCUUUUAUUUUUCAAAUAAUUUUUGUUUUAAGAAUUAGUUUUUUUAGUGUAGAAACUCAAUAUUUUAUAUUUUUUUUCCUGAAAGUUAUCCCCUGGCAACCAUUCUCUUUCUGUCGUCAUUAUCUAGAUUCAUAGAAAAAUAUUCGACUACUUCAACCCUUUUCAAAUGUUACUUUAGUCAAUGUUCAGAAGACUGAGGUAUGCCAUGUUCUUAGUUUAGAAAGGUUUACACACCCACAAAAUUUUAUAGAAUUUCGAGAUGUCAGCCGCGAAAUUUAUAAUAUAUUAAAAGUUGGCGCGAAAUUUAUAAUAUAUUAAAAUAACCAAACAGUAUUUUCUCAGAAGUUUAGAGAUCAAUUUUAACAGAAUUAUUUGCAAACCAAAAAUACAUUGUUUAGACCCCAAAAUGAUUAUUUACUACA